AUGUCUCUGACUCGCCCCCAACUCAUUCUUCAAAUAACAGGUUGUCUCUUGGGUCUCUGGCUUACAGCCAUCGCGCUCCACAUUUCCCUCCACCCAUACCUUCUGACAGGUCCCCCGUCGAAUCCAGGAGACAUCAUCCUCCUCUGGACCAUCGCACCGGCAAUUUGGUGGACAGCGUUUAUCUGGCUAUGUGACACUGUGAGGUCUCUGUACCAAGAUGCCAUAUACGUUUUCCUCAUAGGAUCUUGUGUUGGCACUGCAUUUGGAAUUCUCGCGGCGGUUCUCCUCGUUGAUGACGAGAAAUGGGGUCCUCUGGUCUGGGGUCUCGGGGCUUUGUGGGCAGUGACUUUGGUUGUGACAGCAAUUGCGAUAUAUUUUGUAUGCAGUCGUCGAAUCUCAUGUCCGGGAUUGGGGGCAGAGCAUACGGGGGAGUGCCAAAGUCAGAACUAUGAAGACUUGAGGGGAAGGAGCAGUGAGAGUACGAUUUUUAGUGAGGAGGAUAUUGAGAUAGCAAGCUUGAGUGAAGAUGAGCAAGACACUUUGUUGCAUGGAGUUUAA
Messenger RNA from Cadophora gregata, 558 nucleotides. RefSeq lists its product as uncharacterized. Bases 1 to 558 code for a protein of 185 amino acids. The transcript has a single exon. The record is from RefSeq and is a predicted model, not a curated record. NCBI's taxonomy places the organism in Eukaryota, Fungi, Ascomycota, Leotiomycetes, Helotiales, Ploettnerulaceae.